GCUCACCGCCUGCCCGCCGCCCGUGGCCUGCCCCUUGGCGCCCGAGUGCCCAGGGUUGCUGGGCUCUCUGAUGGUCGCCUUCGGCGGCGGCGCUCUGGUCGGCGGCCUGGUGGUGACGCUCGCGCCGGCGAUCCUCGACGUGGGGGGCGUGUGGCAGCAAGCCUGCGGGACGGCGACGCUGCCCGCGCCUGCGGCAAGGCACGAGCGCUGUGUGGCGUUUCUUCCCGACGGGGGCUCAGAAGCUGUGGGCGUGCGUGCGCCUGACGGGGACGUGUACAUGGAGCGCUUGGACCUGCCUGGCAUGGCCUCCUGGAUGCGGCUCCCUGGCGGCGUGCAGGACGGCGACUUGGGCGACGCUGAUGUGCGCUGCGAUCGUUUCCGGCAGGUGCCGCUGGCCCAGGAGCUCGGGGCACACACGGGCGCCCUGGCCCGCGAGUGCCGCCAUCCUCCGCCCGGGCUGCCGCUGGUGCGGAACGUUGGGAUGGCGACCCGCCGGGAGGCGCCGCCCGCCCAGGUCGUGACCGACGACCGAGCUCUCGGUCAGCAUGUUGGGGAGCCGCUGAUAUCGAUGCUGCCGUCCGAGGGUGAUCUGGCCAGUGCGACGAACCAGGGCCUGGACGCCCAGGCUCUUCGUGGCGAUCGGGAAGACGACGGGGACGACGACCUUCGGACCCUCGCGGAGAAGUGGGAUCGCAAGAAUGAGCGUCGCCGCACCUUGGACAGCGCGGUGGUGAAUCUGUCAGAGAUGGGCUUCGCGGAGGUGACGGAGAACGGUCGCAGCGCCCACAAGCUCGGGGUGCUGCUCAACGUUCUGGAGCUGGCUGGCUCGGAGGACCAGCUGAACGUCGGGGACCUGUCGUACAUGGAGUUCGUGGGCUGCAGGGUCCAGCUGAUCAUCGACGCGAUCUCGGACGGUGGUGCUGCCGUCCGGGAGGGCUCCGAGCACUUCAUGGGACUCGGGCGCAGGGUGAGAGGCUUCGCCCCGGCUCUGCAGAGCCACAUUGCCGCCGGAUUCAAGGACGAGGCAGAGAUCGACAAGUUGCGCGACAUAGCGCGAGAGGCUUGGAUGCUUCGCGGGGGCAAGUCUGGCGGCCAGGACAAGUG
This is a messenger RNA of Prorocentrum cordatum, 1104 nucleotides long. The record is from the annotation of a GenBank genome assembly. NCBI's taxonomy places the organism in Eukaryota, Dinophyceae, Prorocentrales, Prorocentraceae.